Messenger RNA from Aegilops tauschii subsp. strangulata, 819 nucleotides. The record is from RefSeq and is a predicted model, not a curated record. Lineage: Eukaryota; Viridiplantae; Streptophyta; Magnoliopsida; Poales; Poaceae.
AUGGUGUCGUGGAGCGACGAGACCAGUGAGGAUUCAGUCCUGAACAUCUCCUCCUCCUGCGAUGGCAUCAUCAAGCUUCCAGCUACGAUGCACGAUCCGAAUAUCAAUGGCACUGACACAGAUGUGAAUGUUUUGUGUGAACACGGUGAGCCGGCCGAGCGCUUUGUUGCAUUUGAAGGGAUGCACACGGGCAGGAGGUUUCUUGGAUGUGCUAAGAAGGAAGGCCUAAACUGUGGAGUAGUUCAAUGGAUUGAUUUUGAAUGGCCAGACUCAAUGGAGAAGGCAUUGGCCAAGCUAUGGGAUAAGUAUGAGGAGAUUAAGUCAGCUAGGACCAAUGACAAUCUAGAGAGUUCAUUUGCAAUCCACAACCUGACAGAAGAGAAGAAGAAACUACAGGAGAAUUAUGACAAUUUGUAUGCUGAUGUGAAUGCUCUUUUGGAUGCCCAGCAGCAGAGGGUUGGCAACUUGAAGGCAGAGCUGUCAAAGAAAGAGGAGGAGAAGAAGAAACUACAGGAGAACUAUGACAGUUUGUAUGCUGAUGUGAAUUCUCUCUUGGAUGCCCAGCAGCAGAGGGGUGUGGAGUUAAAGAAUCAGAAGGAGCAGAAGGAAUAUGUUGAUGUGAAGAUUGUUGAGCUUGAGACUGUAGUGGGGAACUUGAAGGCAGAGCUGUCAAAGAUAGAGGAGGAGAAGAAGAAGAUGCUGCAAAACUAUGAAACUCUGAAGAACCUGGCAGGUGCUCAAGCCAAUGUGAUUAGGAACUUGAAGUUCAAUCAUUUGAAGGAGAAGGAGAGGCUGACAGAAGAGAGGCUUAAACUGUAG